AUGGUCGUCCUCGGCGGCGUCACGCGCCUCACGCGCUCCGGCCUCUCCAUGACCGACUGGAAGUUCACCGGCGAGCGCCCACCCUCCACCGAGGCCGAGUGGCUGGAGGAGUUCGCGCGGUACCAGGACUCCCCCGAGUUCAAGCGCGUCAACCUGGGGAUGUCUCUGGAGGAGUUUAAAUUCAUUUACUGGAUGGAGUGGGGCCAUAGGAUGUGGGGGCGCGCCCUCGGAUUCGCCUUCGCCGUCCCCUUCGCCUACUUCUGCGCCACUCGCAAGAUGACGUGGCCGCUGGCGCGGCGGCUGCUGCUGAUUUUCGGCGCCGGGGGCGCGCAGGGCCUGAUCGGGUGGUGGAUGGUCAAGUCGGGCCUCGAGGAGCCGCCCGAGCACUGGGACGUGCCCCGGGUGUCGCCGUUCCGCCUCGCCGCGCACCUGACGUCAGCAUUCGCGAUCUACGCCGCGCUGGCGUGGACGACGCUCGGCGUCGCGCUCCCGACGCCCCCGCGCCUCGACGCGGCGCCGGCGGUCGCCCGCGCGAUGGACGCGGUCCGAGGCCGCGCGCUGCCGCUGGCGGGGCUCGUCGCGGUGACUGCGGUCUCAGGGGCCUUCGUGGCCGGGAUGGACGCCGGACGCGCGUACAACACGUUCCCCAAGAUGGGCGACGUCUGGGUGCCCACGGAGGAGUACUUCCUCAAGAAGGCGCCCCGGUGGCGGUCAUUCUUUGAAUCCACCGCCGCGGUGCAGUUCAACCACCGCGUUCUCGCCGGAACGACGCUGACGUCCGUCCUCGCGUUCUGGGCGUACUCCCGCCGCAAGCUCACGUCCGCGGGCGCUCCGCGCCGCGCCACGGUGCUCGUCGACGCCCUCGCCGCGCUGACCUGUUGUCAGGUCGGUCUGGGGGUUGCGACGCUGCUGAACCACGUGCCGGUCGAGCUGGGGUCCGCGCACCAGGCCACGGCGCUCGCGCUGUUCACGGUGGUCGUGUCGCUGCUGCACGCGCUCCGGAGGGGGCCGACGGUGGCGCGGCUGCCAGCGCUGCUGGCGUCCAUGUCGAUGGCACUCGCGCCGGCGGCGGCGGUCGGGGCCGCGGGCGCGGGGCUCGCGACGACGGCGACGGGCGGGGCCGUGCCGGUGUAG
Pedinophyceae sp. YPF-701 is the source of this 1134-nucleotide messenger RNA. The record is from the annotation of a GenBank genome assembly. Lineage: Eukaryota; Viridiplantae; Chlorophyta; Pedinophyceae.